AUGGAGGAUUUUGCUGAAUGUACAGGCUUUGCCGUGCCAUCAUAUGAAAAGUACCCCGACUGGUCAAAGGCUGAAGUCAGGACUGGAACAACUUUAGUAGCUUGUGAAUACAAUGGCGGUGUGGUAAUUGGGGCUGACUCAAGAACUUCCACAGGUGUCUAUGUUGCAAAUCGUGUAACUAAUAAACUCACACCAUUGACUAAGUAUAUUUAUUGUUGUCGCUCGGGUAGUGCUGCUGAUACCCAAGCAGCAGCUGAUGUUGUAAGGUACCAACUGGAUUUUCAUUCAGUCCAGAUGGGUCGUGAACCAACUGUUGCUGAAGCUGCCAAUAUUUUCCAUAAUUUGUGCUAUAAUCAUCGUGAUAAUCUCCUAGCCGGUAUUUUUGUUGCUGGAUGGGAUUCAGUUUUGGGUGGUCAGAUUUACUCCAUACCAGUUGGUGGUAUGCUUAUCAGACAACCUGCUGUUAUCGGAGGUUCAGGGAGUACUUUUCUAUAUGGUCAUUUUGAUAUAAACUUCAAGCCCAAUAUGACUAAGGAGCAAGCUGUACAGUUUGUGAGCACAUGUGUUGGCUUGGCAAUAAACAGAGAUGGCUCAAGCGGUGGCUGUAUCCGACUUGCUGUUAUCAACAGUAGCGGUGUUGAACAUAAGCUCAUCAAAGGAGACCAAGUGCCCAUGUAUUCAUACAAACCUUAA
Rodentolepis nana is the source of this 693-nucleotide messenger RNA. The record is from the annotation of a GenBank genome assembly. Lineage: Eukaryota; Metazoa; Platyhelminthes; Cestoda; Cyclophyllidea; Hymenolepididae.